GUAUGAUUUUAAAAUGCCCGUCAAGCACAAAGACAUUUGUGGCGUGUUACGUGGCCGGUGCAAUGAGCUCCAAUGCGAUUGCAAGCAAUAUAUGGUGGUGUGCGCCGUCGACGAUGCCGAAGUUCGCAUUCGAUGCGACUAUUGUGACCACAGUCCCAGCGCCCACAACAGGAUUGCUGAUCUCGAGUGUCUUCAUACGGAGGCUUUCUCUGCAAAGAAAAAUGCAGCGGCACCGACAGAAAAGAAGUAAUACUGCUCUCUUGGAGGAAUCCAGGCCAGAACUAACAAAAGAGGUGGCAUUGGCAGAGUUGCAGUUAUUGGCUUCGAACAGCUUAAAAGGGGCCACAAUCAACUACGAAAGGGUUUUGUGCCUCUUGAGAGCCACAUACCAAGACCGCUGCCAACACCAUGUAGACCCCUUGCCAAAUUAUUUUUUGGUGGAAGAAACUCUUUGUGCUGAGCUCCAACUGCGCUUUGGGUUCACUGUGGAUGAAGCGGAACAACGGCUAGAAAAGGCGGCACAAGUUUUCUCAGAGAAGGAAGGAAGGGAAACUUCAUUUUUAGAGCUCUCGAAGCACUUGCAAGGUUCGUCAGAGCACUCACUCAUCAUUGAGGCUGCUCUACCGACAGAAAUAAAAAUUGCUGCACCACAUGUAUAUGUAUACAAGGACCAAGCUUGGGUAUAUGGAGGCAGCAAGGAAGAAAUAAUUCACCUGAAGGAACUGAACAUUGAGCGUGCCGUCGUCAUAUGCUUUCUCAUAUACUAUCUGAAAAACCUCAUGUACCCGUCUGCUUUUUCACAGACCCUGAAUAUGGUUCAAAAACUUUUAAGACCUCAAGAACCUAUCCCACGUGGGCUUAUUUCAAACCGAUUGAAGUGUUUCUUGGCGCUUUUGAAGAAAAAGAAAGUCUGAUCACUAUAUAUGCAAUUGGUUGGUCAAACUUUAUUGCCAAAGAUUACUUGGGCAGAUGUUUGGAAGUUCUC
This is a messenger RNA of Rhipicephalus sanguineus (brown dog tick), 985 nucleotides long. RefSeq lists its product as uncharacterized. Lineage: Eukaryota; Metazoa; Arthropoda; Arachnida; Ixodida; Ixodidae. The record is from RefSeq and is a predicted model, not a curated record. The transcript has 5 exons. The coding region runs from base 3 to 914 and encodes 303 amino acids.